Aspergillus piperis CBS 112811 is the source of this 925-nucleotide messenger RNA. RefSeq lists its product as uncharacterized. The record is from RefSeq and is a predicted model, not a curated record. The transcript is spliced from 2 exons. Bases 209 to 745 code for a protein of 178 amino acids. Lineage: Eukaryota; Fungi; Ascomycota; Eurotiomycetes; Eurotiales; Aspergillaceae.
UUGCUCAGAUCGAUGGCUAGAACCAUCGUUAUUCCAUCUUAAUGCUUACUACAGUACUACUACUGGUGUUGUACUACCAUUCAUUCCCACGGAUUCCGCUCAACGCCCAACCGCGGAAUGGUUGGUGGGUAUUACUUACUAUCUACUAUCGGCACCCGCAGGAAAUUUCCUCCCACGUUAAUUUUGUUUCUUUUAUUGGACUACUAUCAUGUACGCUUAUCAGUGGGCGGGUGUCUCUUCCUGCCUCCUGGUCCCAAUGUCACGAUCAUCUUCUCUCUGUCCCAAGGAUCAUUGUAAUGAACGGAUGUAUCAGGACCUGGAGCAAAUUACUAUUUGUUUUCUUCUCUCUCUCAUAAAUUGCAUUUUUCUCCAUCCUUUCCCGAACAUCAUUUACUUUACCCAAUUCCAUCUAAACCUGUGCCAUGGCUCUGCAAAUUUUUUAUUUUUAUCUCGGAUCUUGGCGUUGGUACUAACCAAGAGAUGCCGUCGGACAUGGGCAAUGGGUCCAGAUUUGAUUUAUGGAGUCAGUCCCCUCCUAACAACGUGGCGCGCACGUCCGUUAGAGACUAAACGGGUCUGGUCGAAUCUAGACUUCUUUUUAUGUCUCACAUUGUCCGUAGUUCGGUGGACUUGUGUUGGGGGGGGGGGGGCUUUAGUGUGGAAACGAUGGCCCCGAGCUCGAGUCGAGUCCAAGACACUAUUCCAUCCAUCUCGAUGCGUUUUGGUGAUGCCACAUGUAAUGUAGGUAUUUGCCUGCUUAGGUGUUUUAGUGGUGGAUGGGUAUCAUAGUGAGCAUGCGAACCACUUAGCAAAGCAGCGUGAAAUGAUGGUAGUAGUAAAAUAUUGGUGGUUAGAUGUCGUAAAAAAAGCACUUAUGCAUGCAUGUAUGCACGCACACAGAGAUUGUAAGUACUCUGUCUGCCUG